AUGAAAGGUUUAAAACGAUCCUCGAAUCAUGAAGAUGAUCCACAUUUUCAAAAGACGCCCAAAAGCGGCCGAAAACAGAUGAGAACUAUAAGGAAGGCUGCACCUCAUAGGAAAAAUGAAAAUAAGUCGCAGGAGACAAUGGACGCUACUUCGAGCGAGCCCGGUCUUCAGCCCGUGAUGCAAGCAGAAGGUUUAGAUGGUACGGAAAGCUUGAACGACUCUGAUCAAACAGAAGCUUACGCUGCUCUUUUGACAUUGUUGAAGGCCGAACAUGGCAAGGAGAAGAAGACUACAAAGAAGCAACAUAAAGAGGUUGUUGAUGCGGAAGCCGCACAUAGCCAGCAAAAUGCUGAGGAGAGCGGGAGUGAGAAUGAAGAAACUGAAGAAACUGCUAUUGAGAGUGCUCUUGUGGACGAACAGGACGAUGACGAAGAAGCAGAUGUGGCAGAUGAGGCCAUUGACAAUGAAGACAACAGUGACGACGAGAAUCAAACAGACUCUUUAGAAAAUCAUUUCAACUCAGUUCCACAAAAAGUCAUUGACGAUUUUGAUGCAGGUUUCAAAUCCAAAAAGGUACGUUAUCGCUCAACUAAGGUGGCCACCGAUUCGGCUUCGGAAGAAUUUAUCUAUUCCAAGCCUGUCUUGUCUGAUGAUCCUUCUGCUCGCAUAUCUGCUCCUUCGUUAGCACAUUCGUUGCGUCCUCACUUCAUCAAGCAAAAAUUGAGAAUUCACAACAAUUUGAUGGAAUCGGACGAUGAACGUCUAACGCCUCUUCAGAAAAAAAUAGUUGACCCAAUUUUUCAAUAUCAAGACUUGCGAUACGAGUACGACGAUUACAACUUGGAACCCGAAUACCGCGAUCUUUACACUCUGCACAUUUUGAAUCACAUCUACAAGACCAGAGACCGCAUUUUGAAAAACAAUCAACGGUUACAAGAAAACCCUGACCUUGAACUUCUCGAUCAAGGUUUCACGAGACCCAAGGUUUUGAUUGUGGUACCAACUAGAGACACUGCAUAUCGGAUAAUCACCAAAAUCAUAGAGAAAUCCGGCAUAGACCAAGUUGACAAAAAGGGAAAAUUCCGCGAUCAAUUUUACCAGUCCUCCUCUGCACCUGAGUACAAGGCAAAAUCCUUCCAGCAUGUUUUCAAUGGUAACACCAACGAUUUUUUUGUUCUAGGCGUUAAAUUUACCAGAAAAGCGAUCAAACUUUACAGUAACUUUUAUCAGUCGGACAUCAUCAUCUGCUCUCCGCUGGGUUUACAACUCAUUAUCGAGAACACAGACAAGAAGAAGCGACAGGACGAUUUUCUCUCGUCCAUAGAGCUAUUGGUGAUUGACCAGCUGCAUAGCAUCGAGUUCCAGAAUGUUUUACAUCUGUCGUCCAUCUUUGAGCACAUCAACAAGAUUCCACAACAACAACACGAUGCUGAUUUCAGCAGAAUCAAGAUGUGGUAUAUCAAUGACCAAGCCAAACUACUACGUCAGUCGCUGAUUUUCACACGUUUUUCUUCUCCUUUCUCUGAUUCGCUCGUCAACGGAAAGUGUAGGAACUACUCUGGUAGAUGGAAAAAUCAUUUGACCGUGAGUCCAGAAAAAUCAAGCCUCGGUCAAUUAGGUAUGCGAACCCGUUUGAUUUUCCAGAGGUUUGACCUUGCUUCGGGAAACAGUGCAAUUGAAGAGCCUGACUAUCGCUUCAAGUUUUUCUGUAGUGUUGUGGUUGCAAACAUUGUGAAGUCUACGGGAUACGAAGAUGGAAUUUUGCUGUACAUUCCCGAUUACACCGAUUUUAUUCGGGUCCGGAAUUAUCUGCGAGAAAAAACAAGCAUCUUGUUUGGCGAUAUCAAUGAAUAUUCUGAGCCGCGCCAAGUGAACGCUAAUAGAAGUUUGUUUCAGCAGGGACGAACCAAGGUGUUGUUGUACACCGAAAGAUUGCAUCAUUUUCGCAGAUACGACAUUAAGGGUGUUAAGACAGUGAUUUUCUACAAGCCUCCCUCGAAUCCUGAGUUUUUUGAAGAGGUUGUGAGAUUUUUAGGGAAGAGUGCCUUCUUGGGAGUAGCUGAUUUGAAUAUUUCAGUAGUGAGAUGUCUCUACUCCAAGCUGGACGGUUUGGCUUUAGAAAAAAUAGUGGGAACAGAGCGAGCAGCUGUACUGACGCGCGGGCCAAAUGACUCUUACGAAUUCAAAUAA
This is a messenger RNA of Lachancea sp. 'fantastica', 2190 nucleotides long. The record is from the annotation of a GenBank genome assembly. NCBI's taxonomy places the organism in Eukaryota, Fungi, Ascomycota, Saccharomycetes, Saccharomycetales, Saccharomycetaceae.